Sinocyclocheilus anshuiensis is the source of this 810-nucleotide messenger RNA. Its product is annotated as olfactory receptor 146-like. The coding region runs from base 1 to 810 and encodes 269 amino acids. Gene Ontology annotation, cellular component: membrane. Gene Ontology annotation, biological process: G protein-coupled receptor signaling pathway; detection of chemical stimulus involved in sensory perception of smell. The transcript has 2 exons. NCBI's taxonomy places the organism in Eukaryota, Metazoa, Chordata, Actinopteri, Cypriniformes, Cyprinidae. Gene Ontology annotation, molecular function: G protein-coupled receptor activity; odorant binding; olfactory receptor activity. The record is from RefSeq and is a predicted model, not a curated record.
AUGGACAACCUGACAUUCAGACACGGCAUUCUACUCGUGGAGGGACUGAAAGUUACACCUCAGUCAUCUCAGCCUGUUUUCAUUGUGCUUCUCUUGGCUUAUGUCUUUGCAGUGGUUUCCAACAUUGGACUUAUAGUUCUAAUCUCAACAGAGAAGAAUCUGCAUGACCCAAUGCAUUUUCUGUUCUGUAACUUGCCAGUGAAUGAUAUAAUAGGGACCACUGUCAUUAUGCCACGCUUACUACAAGACAUUUUAAAGGAAGCUUCAGAGCGCUAUAUAUCAUAUGUGGAGUGUGUUAUUCAAGCUUAUUUUGUGCAUGUAUUUACAUCAGCAUGCCACUAUGUGCUUAUGAUAGGCCUUUCUGUGCGGCUGUCUCAUUGUAGGUAUAAAAUUGAAAACCCUUUCUGUGACAAUGCCUCACUGUUUAAACUGUCCUGUGAAAAUGUGAUUAUUAACAAUAUCUUCGGAAUUAUUUAUACUGUGAUUGCACUCAGUCUGUCAGCAGUAUCAAUAUUCAUAACGUAUGUAAAGAUUGUUGCUGUAUGUAUAACCAGCAAAAACAAAGCACUGAACAGCAAAGCCAUAAAAACCUGCAGCACUCAUUUAGCUGUUUAUUUAAUCAUGUUUAUUUCUGGAGCUGUGUUUAUAUUUCUUCAUCGUUUCCCUGAAUACGCUGACAGCAGGAAACUAGCUAGUAUAAUGUUUCACAUUGUACCACCAGGAUUAAAUCCCUUAGUAUAUGGUUUACAAACCAAAGAGAUAAGACAAAAGAUUGUUAAACUCUGGUGUAGAAAAAAUCGAAUUCUUUAA